GACAUGCACUCGGCAUUUUGGCGCCGAAGCCAAUCGCACCAGCUUUCAUCACCUGCAUCACGCUGCUUUUGCGGUUUGGCGAAACGACUGUCGCUUCCUUUAUUUUUCGAUUCGCGCCGAGUGCGAUUUCCUUGGCUAGAUUUCGGCAUCGCUAUUGGAUCUUUGCAUUUUAGAAUAUAUUCCUCGCACGGCUGCUAUCAAGCGGAACAACCACCGGGCUUGCCCAUCUAGCCCGCCACGAGCGCCUAUCCAGUCGAGAUGCACCAACGCGAUCUCUUCAGAGCACGAGUGGUCGCCAGCAUAGCUGCGACUACUAUUGCCCUUGCCUGUGGAACAAGUUAUGUGUACUCAGCGUGGGCUCCCCAGUUUGCCGACAAGCUCAAGUUGUCUGCCACCCAGAGCAACCUGAUCGGCCUGUUUGGUAAUGUCGGCAUGUACGCAACAGGUCCUCCCGUUGGCAUCUUCAUUGACCAUCAGCGACUCGGUCCUCGUCCUGCCGUCCUGGCCGGUGCAUUUCUCAUGGCCGUCGGAUACUUCCCCCUUUACCGUGCCUAUGCGACUGGCUCUGGCUCUGUGCCUCUUCUAUGCUUCUACAACUUCCUUACAGGCUGGGGCAGUUGUCUCGCCUUCUUGGCUGCUGUGAAAACUUCAGCAAUUAACUGGCCGCAGCAUCGUGGCACCGCUACGGCCUUUCCCUUGGCCGCGUUUGGAUUGAGCGCUUUCUUCUUUUCCUUCCUAGGCUCCUUACUAUUCCCUGGUAACCCAAGCGCAUUUUUGGAACUUCUAUCUUGGGGCACCUCUGGCCUCACCCUGCUCGGGUUCUUCUUCCUGAAAACAUACUCCGACACUUCGUAUGAAGCUGUUCCUGAUUCAGACGCCGACCAGGAGCAUCGAUUCGUCACUCAUGAUGCUAGACAGCAUAACGAGCCAGCCUCAACAUCCCCCAAUUUUCCCUCCGUUCCCCCGCUCGAGGCAGCUGGUGGCCUUGAGACGUCUCCGCUCGUCUCCGGCACAGCUACUCCUCACAACGAAGAAGCCGCAACAGCUAUUGAUACAGACCGCUCUCUCCGAGUAGAUAUUCGAGGCAUCCAGCUCCUCUUUAGCUUGGAUUUCUGGCAACUUUUUGCCAUUAUGGCUAUCCUCUCUGGCGUUGGCCUCAUGACAAUCAACAACAUCGGCAACGACGUAAAUGCCCUUUGGAAGAAGUACGACGAAAAAGUAGGAGAGGAAUUUCUUGUCCAUCGUCAACAACUGCAUGUCUCCAUAUUAUCGGUUUGCAGUUUCGUUGGGCGUCUUCUGAGUGGAAUCGGUUCCGAUUUCCUGGUAAAGAAGUUGCAAGCCAGCCGUGUCUGGUGCCUUUUCCUCGCCGGAGUCAUUUUCCUAGUAGCGCAAUUCUGCGCCGUUAACAUUACCAGCCCGCUCUAUCUCUUCGCAGUAUCAAGUCUCUCCGGUAUGGCCUACGGCUUAUUAUUUGGCGUGUUCCCUUCUAUCGUUGCGGAAACAUUUGGUAUCCGUGGAAUGAGCCAGAACUGGGGGUUCAUGACCAUUGCACCAGUUAUAUCUGGUAACAUGUUCAACUUGUUUUAUGGCACCGUGUACGACCAUCACAGCAUUGUUGAACCCGAUGGUAAGCGGAAUUGCCACCAAGGGCUGGAGUGCUAUCGUUCCGCAUAUCUUGCAACAUUUAGCGCCUGCGCUGUUGGCCUUGUUGUUAUUCUGGCGGUCAUUCGUCACCAGUACUUGGCAAAGCUUAAAGAGACUAACAAGGCACAUUUGGAAGACUGAUUGUGUCUGCAGCGGAUGAACCACAUUAUUGUAAAUAUUUCUUUUACUCAAGUUAAUACAUAAUCAUAAGCUGUUAAAUGUUGCCGCUAAUACACCUCGUGUACGUCCCUCGCCAGUUCACCCUCAAAAAUGCAUGUAUUCAAAACCUAGCCAACAAUGCCUCAUGGAAUACCACCAAACCUCAAGAUGACCCUUCCACCGAAUGACAGUUUGGUAAAGGCAAUGAAACGCCACAAUAUGCUAAAUAGAAAGUAGAAUGUGCAAAGAAAGUGAAAAGAAAAAAAAGCGAGACUGCCAGACCUGUGGGUUAUCUAAUAUUUUAGAUAACCGGCUAGCUGGCGGAUUAGGAAUUAUUUACCAAGCAUGUUGGCGCAUGAAAUCGCAAGUAUUCUUACAACAAUGCUAAUUGUAGAGGCUGAUAGAGGCUCCUCAUCCCAUCAUGCUGCUUUUCCUGUCUUCCUUGUCUCAUGAGCAUUGCCUUCAAACAUGGAGCUAAUACUGGCAAGAGACCAAGUAUUUGAGGUUGCAUGGAGAAUGACGAGCCAAGCAGCUAUGAUAUUGACAAGAUAGUGUAGCAUGUAGGCAUGGGAUACGCCAUACAACGCGGCGCAAAGAGCGGUGCAAAAUAGGAAAAUGCUGGUCACAUGGCGGAGACCACUUGAUAUUUGCGGAACCAUCCUUCCAGUCGUGAGGUUUUCCACCAGCAGAAUAAAGGGCAUAAUAGAGAGAACGUUGUGGUGGGAAGAGAAUGGUGUUAGCCAAUGGACAGCCAGGUUCCGGAUCCAAACUGCCAAGAUAGGUAGGUUGAUGGGUAGAACCCACAUCAUAAGGAGCAGAAUAGAGUGGCAAUAAUGGUAAUAGUUUGCGUUCGAGAGCGAUGGGUUCACAGUCAAGAUCCUCAAUGCUCUGGUAGAUGUGAAUAACUGGACAAGGCAUGCCACCAGGUACGCAAACUGAUACGGAAUAAAUGUCGAGACCAGAAACAGGAGUAUCGCGGUUGAGAGCAUACGCCUACGUGGGGUAGAAGCAGCAAUAACCGGUAAGCUUGCACUGGCGGUAUCGAUACCCAUCGCUGCCGCCCUAGUGCUUCUAAGUAGCCCAUACAGAAUAGAGAAGAUCUUGGUGAUGGCUAGGAUCAUAUAAUGAAGAGCUGUGCAGACUCCAACACACACAAGGCCAAUAAUAGGUACAAUGGCUGUAAACAAUGGGUCAUCGGUACCAAUAAGCAGGUCAUUUCGAUGAAAGUCAACUUCAGAAUGUGGUACUGCUCUUGUGCGGUUCCAAAUUCGGCCAUUGCGAAUGUACGGGGCACCACCAAUAGAUGCUGAUAAUAGUGUCAUGGACAGGAGCAACAGAGGGAUAGAGCGUCGUAAGCUCAUGUCCAGGCCUUCAGAAAAUGGAAUGAAUGUGCCUGUCUCGUCAUACACUCGGAACUGCUUCCGUAGAACAAGAGUGACAAUGAGAAGGGGGAACGCAGCAAACACUGUGCGAUAUCUCAUAUACAAUUUCCCAAGACUGCCAAUGGCAUCAAACUGCACCUCAAUAGAAAGAGGCAUGCCACAAGUUGGGUCAGACCAAAACUGAAGAGCGAUACCUUCAGCUGCUUGUGGUUCCAAUGCUGGUGGCAUAUAGGGUGCGAUUCCGUGCAGACUAAUGUCUGCAUUUUCCACAUUAACGAAGAACUUCGAUUCGUGGGGCUGAUCAAGAUACUGUCUCAACAUUGGGGAGAAAAGGGGAUUUCCUUGGCAUUGGCCAUGCUUCACCUGCAGGUUAUACGCCAGCAAGCUCGACUGCAUCGCCGGUACCAGAACGUCGACAGACAAGGGGCGAUCUUGGGGAAGCUCAAAAGUAACACCUUCCAUCAAGAGUUGGCCCAAAGAAACAUCAACCACGUGGGUAGAAUCUAUGGCAUCGAUGAACUCGGCAAUGACAAAGCUGUUGCUAGCUGAGCCGGCUUUGUUGAUGACGGCGAUAAAUUGGUACUCGGCGAGAUGGCUCAUCUUGUAUUGCAGGUACGAAAACGGUCUGAUUUCUGCCUCGUUUUCCAAAUAAAAUGGGUGCUUUGUAAAAGGUGUUGAAGCGGGUAGCAGGACGCUAUCAGCAUGUGCAUUUUUGCACAGAAGCUGGGUCGUCGCUCUAUCACUCUCGGCCAGAUGUAUGGUCGUUGCGUAGUUCGCGGAGCCAUCAGCAUUCUGAGCGGUAUGUGUUCCACAUAGGAGAACUUCAAGUGGUCCGUGGCCACCGCUAAUAUCUAGCGCUGUAUCGGAAAGCAGAGUGAAAUGCUGGUUCUCGAGCUGUCCUGCAGCAGGAAUUGGAAAGAGAUAUGUUUCGGUACGAGCAACUGAUCCGAGAUUUCGCAACACUAAUCUCUCACCCGCGGGGAUCAUAGACGAUGUCUUAUCAUCCAGAGUGAGUAAGGCGGUUUGAGAUUCUUGUAUGCCGGGUUUUUCUGCAUUAGCCUCUAAUCCAGUUAGGAAAUGCUUCACAAAUGUUCUCAUGCGCUCUGCUCUUGGCCUCGUCUGACUAGCACGAUUCACAUCAACAAUGUCAUAGAGUGCUCGUGAAACCACUUUGCGGAAUUGAUCACACCAUAGAAUGGCUUGGUGAUCGGCGCUAGUCCACACUGUUGGGAUACCAGUAGUGUAAACCGUGAAGCCGUGCGUUUCGGGUACAAGAGAUUCUAAGCUGGCAUAAUCAGAUGGAACGACGGUGUCCAGACUGCCACCUGCAAUUGAUACAAGAGUGACGUGCCACAGCGGGUUGUUACUAGCCCACUUUUGCGCAUACGCUUCUCUCCAGUAGUCGUUUAUUUCGUCAUAUAUUUGUACAAUCUGCCCAUCGAACGUUACUGGAGGUCUCGCGUGUGGUGCAGACAUGGUAAUGAUUGUGUUGAUGGAGUUGAGCUGAUAGUUUGGCUGGAUGAGCAUCGUUCGAGCCACAACGCCGCCCAUUGAGUGGCCAACGAUGAUGACAGAAGAUGGGUCUGGUAAGCCCGCAUCUCGUGCUGUCCGGGUUGGGUCGGAGUAGAGCGUCAAGAUAAAGCGGACUGCCUCAUUGAGGUACUCCGCCUGGUCAAGAAGUGUUUGCCCAUGGAAGGCAGUAAUAUCUUCGUUAAAGUCAACAGUAAAGAAAUCGAGGUUUCGAAUACCAUGCGCCACAGAGGAUCCGUCAUGUUGAAGCUGUUCGUAGAAAUAGCUUGAGGCUUCUGCAGCAAUCGGGCGGACUUGUUUGUAGCUUCCAGCAUUACCAGGGAUAAAGAGCACGGGGACGCCACGUAACUUAUGCUCGUCAUCGAAGCCUUGCUCACGGUACAAGUAUAGAGAAUAUUUUGUUGCGAAUCGAGUGUGUUCCGUGUCGAAUUCGUGAUAAUGUAUGUAGCUCGGCCGCAUAUAGGACAUCCGGCAGCCUUUUGGUUCCAAUUGCCGGGAUACUAGGGAUCUCAGGAUUGUGCCCAGUAAAAUGAGACCGAGAGUAGCUGUUACAAAGGCAAGUUUCGAUAUGGACCAUGAUCCGUGGCGGUUUUUCGCUGGUGACGUAGUGGUGAUUUUCUUGGAACGGCCCGCGGCUAUAGAUGCUGCUGGGAGUGAAGGGGAUUCGGGAGGCGCAUGAGUCAAAGUGCCCUUGUCGGUAGUUUGGUCAAUGGUACCGUUUGGAGGGUUCCAGUCCAAAUUACUCGGCCUGCGAGGUUUUCGAGACGACGAGGGACGCGACGUCGUCGCCGGCUUGGAUUCGUGGUUGUCGCGGUCCAAACGAGGCUUGUCCGGAUCGCGAGGCGAGCUGGAGCCAUCGGCGCUGCCGCCAGGCACAGCUGCCCGUCUUGCCAUGUGGUCGAAAUGCUGUAUAUGAUGGUCGGCGCGAUGAGGCGGGAAGGAAAAGACGUGCCGUCGACCUUUGCAAGGACGGGGGGUGGCUGCUAGCGGCGCAGUUUUCCAGAUGUGGUCAAAAAUACACCACACACAGUUUUUAGAAAGAAAAAAACACGGUGCGCCUUAAAGCAAUUGGUGCCGUAAAUAAUACAUGCCGUCGAACCGGUACCGAUGGGAAAAGAGAACAAGAGCUGGUCGAACGAGUGGUGGCUAGCUCUGUCGCCGGCAAGGACCUGGACAGCGCGUUGAAGCGGGUGGAAGAGAUAUUUUGGCUGGG
Messenger RNA from [Torrubiella] hemipterigena, 5928 nucleotides. Lineage: Eukaryota; Fungi; Ascomycota; Sordariomycetes; Hypocreales; Clavicipitaceae. The record is from the annotation of a GenBank genome assembly.